Molecule: messenger RNA, 348 nt
Organism: Bipolaris zeicola 26-R-13
Lineage: Eukaryota; Fungi; Ascomycota; Dothideomycetes; Pleosporales; Pleosporaceae
Exons: 2
Coding region: 1-348 (115 amino acids)
Source: RefSeq, a predicted model, not a curated record
AUGCUUACUUAUCUACCUACCUACCGCGUUCUUAUCUGCCGCGAGCAUCACUAUGCGAUCCAUAGCCUAUGGAGGCCCGUUAAGGCGCAGACCUUCUUCCGUGAGAGGCGAUAUGUCCGCUACUUUGUCGUACAGGAGCAGCAGGAGCCGCAGGCGCAGGCACAGGCGCAGAACAGGAGCCAGCCAAGAAUAGUAGAGCAGACAGAAGCAGAGCGUCACCAGCAACGCCUAGCUAGUCUAUCGUAUAAGUGGGAUAUUGUUGCGUCUAGAGACAGCCAGGCGAUCGAGCGUGUAGCAGAAGAAGCCUCAGCUAGAGACUAUACUGGCUGGUUCAAGCGAACGCGAUGA